Durusdinium trenchii is the source of this 1353-nucleotide messenger RNA. Lineage: Eukaryota; Dinophyceae; Suessiales; Symbiodiniaceae. The record is from the annotation of a GenBank genome assembly.
AUGGAGGAGAGGAAUCAACGCGACAAGGAGGUUCAGGAGAAGAAGGCCUUAGUGGAGCAGCGCGUGGAGAUGAACAAGCGUUGGGAGAACCCAGCUGUGUUCCAGUUUGGAGAUGCGGGAGCGGAUCCAGAAGCAACAGCAGCAGCAGGACCAUCGGCUCCGGCCACAGCGGAGCGGGUUGCGAGCGGAGCCGGUGACACCGUGACCUGGAGAAGCGGUGGGAAGGAGUCUCGAAGUGCCCGAGAAGUGGACCAGGCCCAGAGGAGUCAGGGUCGAGAGCUUCCGGCAGCUGACACCUCAGGCGCCCAAGUGGCUUCGACCGAUCCAGCGGUGCGGGAGUGGCGGGAGACGGACGAGGGGAAGAAACCGGGAGACGAAGCAGCUGCCAAGGGCUGCCAAGGGCUGCCAAGGUCCAUUCUAUUUGGGCCGUGCCCUCAUGCAGUUUGGGGCUUCGGGCGGCUUCGGGACACCGGUACGGUUUUGGAGGGCUACCGCAAAUCCUUCCUUGCCUCAUGGGUAGGCGCCGUUCCAGCGGAUGUGGGAGAAGAUGAUCAGAAGAUCCAACUCUUCAUCCAUGCCUUCAAUCAGAUCAAGGAGGCCAGUGGUGUCAAUGAUCCCAACGAGAUCAUCCAAAAGUUCCUCACGCAGGACGACACUCAAAAGAACCUCACCCAGCUCACCAAGGACAACCAUGCUCUCAUUGAGAAGCUCCAAGACGAGCGACGACGUUUGAGGUCUCAAGUGGAGGAGCUCAAGUUCUCCAAUGGCGGUGGUGGAGGCCGACGUCAGGCCAUCGAUGACUUUGAGAGCCACUUGGGCGAAGCGACCGAAAAGUGCGAGCGCAAUCGCGGCAAGUACGAGCGCUUGGCACGGAUGCUUAUCGAUGUCAAGGCGGGCAUUAGUCACCUCGCCGAGUUACUAGUCCCCAUCAAGUUGGAGGGUGAAGCACCUUUGCCGUUAGAGAUGACCGAUGAAACAGUGGAGGAAGUGCUCCAGGAGAGCGAGAAGAAGAUCUCGAAGCUUCUGAGCUUGACGGCCAAAUUCGAGGAUAUCAGCGAGCAUCAGCGGCAAAUGGAUGAAGAGCGAUAUGAAGAGAAGCUCAUGAUGAGAAGUCAGUCCGAGGCCUACGGCCUUUAUUUUGUACCGCUUCUUCUUUUGAGUCGUAAAACCAGCUCUCAAAAAAGAGUUGACCUUCGAGGCUACAGAGGCGUGUUUUUGGGUUUGGAGGGAGGGGGAGAAGCAGAGACUAGAUGUUUUUGGAGUGAUGGGGGGGCUAGUGAGCAUACGCAAACACUGCAUGUAUGGCAUAUUUCUGCUCAAAAGGAUAGCCGGUAUUUACUUUAUGCAUCUUGA